This is a messenger RNA of Sphaerodactylus townsendi, 656 nucleotides long. It is a transcript of the gene TFPI, whose product is annotated as tissue factor pathway inhibitor. Gene Ontology annotation, cellular component: extracellular region. The transcript has 5 exons. Gene Ontology annotation, biological process: negative regulation of peptidase activity. The record is from RefSeq and is a predicted model, not a curated record. The coding region runs from base 21 to 656 and encodes 211 amino acids. NCBI's taxonomy places the organism in Eukaryota, Metazoa, Chordata, Lepidosauria, Squamata, Sphaerodactylidae. Gene Ontology annotation, molecular function: serine-type endopeptidase inhibitor activity.
UUGCAGGAGAAACAAGCGAAAUGAAAAGAGCCGUAGUCCCAGGUAUCACCUUCUAUCUCCUCUUCACCUUUUCACCUUGCCACAUGACUACCUAUUCAGAGGGCAGAGAAGAAAAUCCUGAUGCUGUGGUUGACCCUGCUUUGCCCUCACUGAAACUUGGCCUCUCCAUCUGUGCGAUGAAAAGCGAUUCUGGGCCCUGCAAAGCACUACACAGCCGGUAUCACUUCAAACUCCAGACCUUGCAGUGCGAACUCUUUGACUAUGGGGGCUGCGGAGGCAACGAAAACAACUUCCUGACCUUGGAAGAAUGCCAAGCGAUGUGUGUUGUCCCAGAUUUGCCUGAGAAGAAAAAGAAGACAAGAUUUAAGAAAGAAAAACCGUCAUUCUGCUUUUUGGAGGAGGAUCCUGGAAUCUGCCGGGGAAUGAUUUCCAAGUAUUUCUACAACAAAGAGUCUCAGCUGUGUGAAAAAUUCAUGUACGGUGGGUGCCUGGGAAACCAAAACAAUUUCGAUUUUUUGAAAGAAUGCCAGGAUAUCUGCGAGGACAGCCCCAACUCUUUGCAACUGGAAGAUGAAGAGAAGGCCCUUCCUAGUGUGUCCAAUAACAGUGCCCCGGCUGUAAAGCAGGGUAGGUAUCAAAAGCAAACACGGGCUUAA